Sardina pilchardus (European sardine) is the source of this 534-nucleotide messenger RNA. RefSeq names its product stonustoxin subunit beta-like. The record is from RefSeq and is a predicted model, not a curated record. Gene Ontology annotation, molecular function: protein binding. The annotation marks the transcript as partial. The transcript has 2 exons. Lineage: Eukaryota; Metazoa; Chordata; Actinopteri; Clupeiformes; Clupeidae.
GAGCUCACACUGGACCCAAACACGGCUGCCAGCAAUCUCUGCCUCUCCAAAGAUAACAAAGCGGUGACACAUGUGAGUGAGGAGCAGCCGUAUCCUGACCACCCAGACAGAUUUGACUCUGACCCUCAGGUGCUGUGUAGAGAGAGUCUGUCUGGACGCUGCUACUGGGAGGCUGAGUGGAAUGGUGAUUACCUUUCAAUAGGAGUGACGUACAAAAGCAUCCAGAGGAAAGGGAACGGUUAUAACAGCAGACUUGGUGAUAAUGACAAGUCUUGGACUGUGAAUUUCCAAGGACACCGUGGCUACAUUCACUCUGCCUGCCACAACAAGAAGAAGACUGACAUAUUUAAUCUACCCCCAUGCUUCAACAGAGUAGGAGUGUUCCUGGAUUGGCCCGCAGGUACCCUGUCCUUCUACGGCGUCUCCUCCGACACACUCACUCACCUGCACACGUUCCACUCCACGUUCACUGAGCCCCUGUAUCCUGGGUUCAGGUGCGAUGAUUCCGCUGUGCGCUUGUGUCAGAUCAUAUGA